Messenger RNA from Capsicum annuum, 1195 nucleotides. Its product is annotated as miraculin. Gene Ontology annotation, molecular function: endopeptidase inhibitor activity. The coding region runs from base 365 to 1042 and encodes 225 amino acids. NCBI's taxonomy places the organism in Eukaryota, Viridiplantae, Streptophyta, Magnoliopsida, Solanales, Solanaceae. The record is from RefSeq and is a predicted model, not a curated record. The transcript is spliced from 2 exons.
UACAUUACUUCAUUUUGAGUAUUCCUUCACUUAUUACUAGUAUUUAUUAUUAUGUCUCGUUAUUUUCUAGUUUAUGCGACACAUACAUUAUGUUUUAUUUAUUCUAAAAGAUUUAAUUCUUAAUGAGAUUAUUUUUAAUCUCAUGAUAAAUGUGUUUAGCUUAUUUUAAAUUAUAAAUUUCGAAGUCUUUUAUUUAUUCUAAAUUUCGUAUUAAUUGAAUCAAGCCUCAUAAUAAAAACAGGAAUGGAAGAGUACUAGUAGGUUUGUAAUUAAUUCUGGAUGGUGGGUCUAUAAAUUGGAGUUGGACAAUGCCUCAAUUGCACCAUCAAAGAGUAGAGAGUUGAGAGUGGAAGCUAAGUUUGAAAUGAAGAGUAGCCUUGUCCUAUUUCUUUCAAUUGCACUGUUUCUUCCCUUAGCCUUAUCAUCUACUUUUUCUUCAGAUCUCCUCCUUCCCUCUGAACAAUAUUCCAGCAGUAACGCAUAUCCUUCAAUACUUGACACUGAUGGAAAUCCAAUCAGAGCAGGUGUCAAAUACUUUGUGCUACCAUCUAUUAGGGGCAUGGGAGGUGGCCUUAGUGUGUCUAGAGUUGUUGACAAAAGUUUGAAAGUUUGCCCACAGGACGUUGUCCAAAUCCCCAAUGAAGUUAGCCAUGGCCAUCCUGUGGAAUUCUUUCCUGCAUACCCAGGAAAAACUGGUCAAGUCAUUCUAGUUAACAAUCCCAUAAAUGUUAAGUUCAACUCCAGUGAGACAUCACCCUGUGCCAAUUUUACUGUGUGGAAGAUGGACAAGAAGUAUAAAUAUGUCGUAGCUCGGGGUACACUAGGUGCUUUAAACAAGAUAAGGAACUGGUUCAGGAUUGUGCCAUAUGGAAAACACUACAGGUUUGUCUACUGUCCUACACUGUGUAUUCCUUGCAAGAUUAAGUGUGCUGACUUGUUCAUUUCUUAUGAGGAGCAAGGUAAUGUUGACUUUAGACGUUUAGCUGCCUCAGGCAAUGAAUUGCCAUUUUCUGUUAUGUUCAAGAAGGCAGAUUUAGAGUGAACAUGUUGCUCUUAUUAAUUGUUGUACUAAGUCUUUUCUUCCCUCCUAUUGUUGUAUUAAGUGUACUAGUUAAAAAGAAAACCUAUGUCUAUCAUCAUCAUGGCUGGGUACGUACGUCGCAAUAAUAAAGAUCAAAGUCCUUUUGGAUUGUUA